CUGCUUGUUCUCAGCCGCUUUUUCAGUCUUGAAAUUCACUCAUUGAAUGAGAGAAUGUUUUGAAGUAACAUUACUUUCCAUGAUAUAAAUAUUUCAAAUGGCACAAUAAAGGAGAAAGAAACACAUACUCCUGCAUCAACUCUUCUACAAAUGCAAACCAGGAUUAACUGCACAACUCUGGUGAGGAGAGGAAAGAAUCAGAUUUCCUUGAUUUCUGUUUUUCUAAGCAAAGAGACACUUCUGUUGGUUUUGUCUGGGGCUUCCCUAAGUGAUGGUUGGUUUUAGAGUCUUUUUUUGUUCCAGUGUAGUGCCCAGGGUUACUUUGGAAGCUCAUAGAGAGCAGAAAACCCUGCAGAAGAAUUGAGGAGGUCUACAACCAUGUUUUGGGCCUUAAGAUGAAGGAAUGGUGAUGCCUGCAUAUCAGAGGAAGAGGUGGCAGGGUGCAGACCAGACUGGUGGAAGUUGUGCCUUACUGUUUGCAUCAUUGAAAAAAACCUCAUUUGCAUAAUUUGCAAAGUGGAAACAACCAGGAAAGAAGUGUGUAUAUAUCCAAGGUGCUGUUCUGUAAAACAAGAUGUCUGAUAGAAAAGGCGGUAAAACAUCAAAGGGUGUUUGGAAAGUCAUCUUUUCCCAUUUGGACCAUUGGUCAACAGGCUUUUUUUUUUUCCUCUUUACCCUUUGAGAGUUACGUGCACUCAAAGAACUCAGUGCCUGCAGGUCUCAGCUAUCUGGAAGAAGAGAUGGUGGAGCAGAAGAAAGAAUGUGUGCUGACGGCCCAAAUGAACACAGCUCCAGAUUUCUUUCUCUGGUUCUUUAUUCCCUCUUGCUGUCGUACAGAAUAUUCACCCAAACUGAAAAAUGCCAGAUAGGAUGUUUGAAUGUUCUAUAGAAUCCUUCUGAGCACUGACAGAAGAUUGGUAUUGUAGUCGUACGUUCUUUUGUGGAGCUGCUUGACAUGUACCCGUUUGGGGCUGAUGAAAGAAGAGACAGUUCCUUGCUCGCACAUUUCUGUAGCUUCAUGCCAGCAGCUUUUGUAGCCAGAACUCCAGAAUGCAGCUGUGGAACAUAAAGCCCCCUCUCUGUGAUGCAGUCUCAGUUAUUCCUGCUGGAAAUGCCACUCUGUCAUCAAUCUCUUCUUCCCUGAGAGCCAGGUGUGCUCUUACCCACCAUGAAAAAUCAGGCCUGUCUUGUAGCUGAGUCAUUUGCUGCCUUUCAUCAGGGAGGUGUUAGUUUCUAACACUGGUGACCUCAUCUCUCAGGUGCUUAGCGAUUUCAGCUGUUUCUGUGUGAUUUACCUCUCCAUCUCCAGCCUUUGUGUGUUUGAUGUUUACAACCUGAUGAUUUUCAAGAUAACAAGAUUUGUGCUCUUUUCAGCUUCAGCACUGAUAUUUUGCCUUUUUGUCUGAACUUCAGCACUAAUACUUGUCCCCUGUGACAAAGAACUUCAUCUCUUCCAUAUGUUCUUUUGGUGGUCUGGAUGUUUCUUUCCUUUGUGUUGUGUCUGUAAUAACAAUGGAGGUAACUGUGGCUAUACCUUUACAAUAAAACACAUUGGAAUUUUAAAACCCAAACCCUAAUUUCUAAGCCAUUUAACUGUGUUUAAUUGUCUUAACAAUAAUUGCUCUAUUUCAGUUGAAACUUGCAGGGUGCGCAUCCACUAAAGUGAAGCUGACAUUCUAUCAAAGUUAAGGUUGAAUUUUCAAUUAAGUUAUCUCCUUUUUGCCAGAUAUUACUAUGCAAACGUUUACUGUGAUUUCAGAAUGUGUGCAGCUUUGUCUCACCUUUUUUAAAAGAUGGGACACUGGGAAAAAUGUCUUAAUAUGCUUUUGAACAAUACACCCAUCACACUUUUGUUGUAGGAAACUUCCAUUGUGAUGGUUGGAUUCUGCUCUCCGGUGUAGUGAGUUAUUUUGCCCAGGGGGGAAACAAAAGCUGAAAUGCAAUCAUGCCAUUGCCAUUCAAAAUUAUGUCUAGUUGUAUGUAGAACAAUUGCACCGAAUGUGUUUAACUACAGAAAUACCUUCUAGUGUGAUCUCAUUCACCUAAAGCAGUAAUGCCUUGGUUUUUUUAAGGAGUUGAAUUCUCUGAGAUGAUCCUUCCUGUGUUUGCUCAUUGUGAACUGCAAUAGCCCAACCCAUUUCUUUUAGUAACUGUUCAUUCUCUAAUGCUGUGUGCUGCCUCUUGCAGUUUUCCUGUUGAUAACAUGUCCUUUUCUAGCCUAAAUCCCUACAGCUAUGAUGAGAGCUGUCUCAGCAGCAGUGAAGACCACAUCCCACUGGCUGCCUUGCCUUUGCUGGGUGUUUCAUCUCCUCAGUAUCAGGAUGCAGUUGCCAUGGUGAUUAGUAGAGCCAAUCAAGUUUACAAUGAGUUUCUCAAAUCUACUGAUGGGGCUGGUUUUAAUGGACAGGUGUGUCUUAUAGGUGACUGCAUUGGAGGAAUUUUGGGCUUUGAUGCCAUCUGCUAUAAUUCUAAUACAGCUUAUGAGAGUCGGAACAGUAGCAGGAGAGGAAGCAUCAGCAGCAUCCAGGAUAAUCCACUCUUAGCAGAGGACUCCAGUCUGGGUGACAGCAAACACCUGAGCAAAAGCAGUAGCGACAUCUCAGGAAUCACGGAGGAUGAGAAGCAAAGGCCGCCGCUGCCUCGGAAACAGAGCGACUCAUCCACUUAUGACUGUGAUACCAUAACCCAGCAUCAUGCCUUCCUCUCCAGCAUCCACUCAAGUGUGUUAAAAGACAGCACAGACCUUCCUCCUGUGGAUUCCGGCCUCUCAGAAGUAAAUCUGGGCCGAUUUGAGUUUGAGGUGUCUGAUUUCUUCCUGUUUGGAUCGCCACUUGGUUUGGUGCUGGCCAUGAGGAGCACUGUUCUACCUGGUCUGGAUGUAUGCCAGGUCCGACCAGCCUGCAGUCAAGUGUACAGCUUCUUUCACUCUGCUGACCCCUCUGCCUGCAGACUUGAACCAUUGUUGGAGAAAAGAUUCCAUCUUCUUCCUCCAUUCAGUGUCCCACGAUACCAGAGAUACCCACUAGGGGAUGGAAGAUCUCACCAGUUAGGUGAUGCUCUCCACAAUCACAGUGGUCUGUUCCUUGAGAAUAGUUCUUUGAACAUACCCUUCUCUCAGGAGAGUCCUGGAUCUCCAAAUACAUCUGAUGCACCGAAAGGGAAAACAAGAAAGUUGAGCUUGGGCAGCACAAACAGUGAAAAUUCUGGGUCAGCUGAAAGCUUGCCAUCAGCGUGCCUCACCAACAUUACUGCAAAGUGGUGGGGAACGAAACGAAUAGAUUAUGCCUUGUAUUGUCCAGAUGUGCUGACGGCCUUUCCAACAGUGGCCCUGCCACAUCUCUUUCAUGCCAGCUACUGGGAAUCAACAGACGUUGUAGCCUUCAUCUUAAGACAGGUGAUGAGGUAUGAAAAUAUAAAUUUCAAGGAAAAUGACAACCUGGAUCCAGAAACACUUAGUCCGUCCAAUCCACGAGAAAAAUGGCUCCGCAGAAGGACACAUGUCAAACUGAGGAAUGUGACUGCUAAUCACCGAGCUAAUGAUGUCAUUGCAGCAGAAGAUGGUCCUCAGGUACUAGUUGGGCGCUUUAUGUAUGGACCUCUGGACAUGGUGGCUUUAACAGGUGAAAAGGUGGAUAUCUUCAUAAUGACUGAGCCAUCUUCGGGUAGGUGGGUGUAUUUUGACACGGAGAUAUCCAACAGCAGUGGACGAAUAUCCUACAAUAUACCUGAACAGAAGAGACUGAGAGUUGGUGUGUAUCCCAUCAAAAUGGUGGUCAGGGGGGACCAGAGCAGUGCUGCAAGUUAUCUGACUGUACUGCCCCGAGGAAUGGAAUGUGUUGUGUUCAGCAUUGAUGGUUCCUUUGCAGCAAGUGUUUCAAUUAUGGGAAGUGACCCCAAAGUCCGAGCAGGGGCCGUUGAUGUUGUCAGGCAUUGGCAGGACCUGGGAUAUCUGAUUAUCUAUAUCACUGGCCGUCCAGAUAUGCAAAAACAGCGUGUGGUUUCGUGGUUGUCCCAGCACAAUUUCCCACAAGGAAUGAUCUUCUUCUCAGAUGGACUCGUUCAUGACCCCCUGCGACAAAAGACCAUUUUUCUCCGGAAUCUCAUGCAAGAGUGCCACAUCAAAAUCUGUGCCGCAUAUGGUUCCAUGAAGGAUAUUUCUGUGUACAGUGUCUUGGCUCUGUCGCCAUCCCAGAUCUACAUAGUUGGACGAUCCACAAAGAAAUACCAGGCACAGUGCCAAUUCCUCAGUGAAGGUUAUGCAGCCCACUUGGCCUCACUGGAGUUCAGUCUCCAUUCACGACCCAAAAAGAACAACUCUCGGAUGAUCUUGAGAAAAGGCAGCUUUGGCCUCCACUCGCAACCUGAGUUUUUGCGCAAGAGAAACCACCUCCGCAGGACUAUGUCUGUACAGCAACCUGACCCGCCUUCUUUGAACCCCAAGCCGGAGCGUGCUCAGAGCCAGCCUGAAUCAGACAAAGAUCAUGACAGGCAUUUGCCUUCCAUUGCUUGGGUUCGAGGUGGAGUUCACAAAUUUGAAUCUAUUCCCUAGGAGGAAUGGGAAUAUAGAUCUUGGGUGCACUCCAUUAAACUUGUAGGCAUGCCUCAAAGAUAGUAUUUGGGCAGUUCCAAACUAAGAGAAGUAGACAGGAGUUUGUAACUUGGAGUCUUCCCUGUUCUGAAAUCUGCCUUCUUACACUAAGUGGGGCACUCCCAGUCUCUUCCUCCUAUCAUGUUUAUUGGUGAAGUUUAAAACAAUCUAAAAACUAUCACAUGUUUAUCAUCAUAGCAACAGGUAUUUUUUGGAACAGAUAUAACAUGUGCAAUAAGAGGAAAAGAUGCUGAUUUUACUCAGAAGGAUUCUGGUAUCAGCUUAUUAGCUGCACCCAGAAGAGUAUAAAGAGUAGGUCCUGUAGGUUACAGAGAAGGUUAACACUUUAAACAUUAAGUAGUCAUGUCUGUUUCCACUUCACUUUUCAAUAAAAGCGAUAAAAGGAAGCGGCAGUUGGAGCUACUAUAACAGGUGGUUAGGACUUGUACAACAAGAUGCUUUCUGGGUGCCUUAAACCCAAGGUUUACUUCCAGCCUACGCUGUUGGUCAACAGACUCCAACACGGGCACUCAUGUUUGUGUGAGGUGCUGGACAAAUAAAUGAGAGAACUUCACAAGCAUAAAAACUUCAUGUUAAAAAUAAAUGUGUCUGCCACAGUUUGAACACAGUUAGUGUUGUUAUAAACAAAGUAGUGUGCAAUUGUACAAAGAUCACAUUGUUUGUGGAACUUGGUGACUGUGCAAAAAUGUGAGGACUACUCCAGAGAAGAUGGCUCUGAUGAUCUCAGUCUGAGAGUCAGAUCCUAAGAGAGCAAGUUAAAAGGAACCGUUUUACUAAGGGAUCUGCAAACUUCAGAGCAAUUACUUUUUAAAUUACUCUAACUACAAUCUUUACACUGGAGGGGGAAAAAAAGAAAUUAAGAAAAUUGAUCAAUUGUUUACAUUCUCAUGCUUCACAGCAACUGCUGUAUUAAGACAAUCUAUAGCAUUCAGAAUUACAGCAUUUGAGCUUCAAAGAGUGGACAUGUGAAAAUACAGGUGCCAAAUAGACAUUUUUCUACUGAUUUAAAUUUCUCUCUGAUCUCUCAAUGGACUUACUAGAAGUCAAAUGUGUGGUGUUUUCCCCAAGUAGUAAUAUUUCUAAAGCGUUUUAGUUACUUUAACAUAGUGGCAGUUUGCAGAUUCUUCAUGCAGAUACUUCCAUGGAAAUUCAUCAAGCAAACUUUAAUGACUGAACUGGCACAUAUUUUAAAACCUGCAAUGAAGUUACAAGUGCACAUAAAAACCCCCUUUUUUUUCUUAGAGUUAAAAACAUACUAUUGACACUGAGAAAGCUUGAAGUCAAAAGGACAUUCCUUUUUCAGGUUUGCUGUUUGUGUUUUAUUUCAGGGAAUUGGGGUGGAGACAGUCUUGUGCCUCUCCAUCCCCCUUUCAAGUUUUGCUAGACCAGAAAGAGUCUCUCACCAAGUUGGUUAAUGAUUUUGUAAGUUGACAUGUAAAACAAGAAAUGCAAUGGAAAACUGUUAAGACAGUGCAGAAGUAAAGUAAGUCUGUACUCCAUGUUAACACUGAAGUUUCAGUGGGCUUUUGGAGGGUCAUAGGGGUAUAGCUUUUGCCUUAAGAGGUGGCAAAAUAGCUUAUAAGUGGAGAUCUUUGAUUUAUAGUUUCAGACAUUACUUGGUAAGAUUGUCAGUUACCUAUUUCACACUUCCUGAAAUAUCUCUGGCACAUCAGUAGCUGUUUUUUUCUUUCCUAAUGCUUCCUUUCAGGGAAGGGGUAAUCUCUGCUGAAGAUGAAGGAAAGAUGUAAAAAAUUUGCUAGCAAACACUCUUUGGGAGCAGGUAAAUACAAGGGGCUAGGGGUUUGUGCUCUGUUGCUACAAAAGCUAAAUGAAAGAUAGUUUGCAAACUACAUUGAAAACUACAUUUACAAAUGCUUUCCCAGUAGUAUCAUAGUUCUUGUACCCAUGAAAUUGGAAGAAUUAUUCCAUGUUCUGUCUCAGCCCACUGAGUGUAUUAAUUCUAAUCACAUAGUCCAUUUCUUCUCUGCUUUGUACUAGAAAGAGGUUGCACGGGUGCACCAUCUCCUUCUAGUGAAUUUACUGUUAACAUGCUCCUGCAUUAAUUUUAAAUGGGCAUGGGAAUCCAAGGCUUGUGUGAGAGGAACUUACUAGGAAAAUUUUAAGUUUGCUGAAGGGUCUAAAAUAUUGACUGAUCAUAAAGUUCUUUUUAAGCAUUGGGUGUUGUGUAGCAUGUCUCCUGACUGUAACCGCUAUUCCUGUUCAAAGCUACUGUUGCUUUAGCCAUCUACCUCUAUCCCCCAAGAAACUUGAAAACCUAUUUUUUUUGUUUUAAAUUGCUGUAGUAGAAAGGUCUACUUCCUUUCUAAAGAGGGAUCUGUGUGUAAUUCUGUGACUGUAUUGAAGGAAGGUAGUGUCUGAGUACAAGGUUAGAAAAAUCUCCUAGGUUAUAAAGGGCUGUCUUUUACUCUUGGAGACAAUAAUGUCAUUUUACAGGGUUCCUUAUCAUGAAGACUCUGAUUUUAUGUAUUUCUAUUAAUAGCGGGGUCACCUUAAAGUAGUCACUAUGCUGGCUUCCCUUGAGAAUAUUAGGAGCUAAUAGAAGUUAAACAGGUGUGGGGGUGUGUGUGUGUGUGUUGUGUAUGUGUAUGUGUAUAUGAUUUAGUGUGGUAAAAAUUUCAGUUUCUACACAUAGGAUUAAAAUCAAGCUGAAAAUA
Hirundo rustica (Barn swallow) is the source of this 7284-nucleotide messenger RNA. RefSeq names its product PITPNM family member 3 (gene PITPNM3). Gene Ontology annotation, biological process: phospholipid transport. NCBI's taxonomy places the organism in Eukaryota, Metazoa, Chordata, Aves, Passeriformes, Hirundinidae. Bases 2165 to 4549 code for a protein of 794 amino acids. Gene Ontology annotation, molecular function: phosphatidylcholine binding; phosphatidylinositol transfer activity; phosphatidylinositol binding. The transcript has 15 exons. The record is from RefSeq and is a predicted model, not a curated record. Gene Ontology annotation, cellular component: cytoplasm.